Messenger RNA from Plasmopara halstedii, 357 nucleotides. RefSeq names its product Snapin/Pallidin/Snn1. The transcript has 2 exons. The record is from RefSeq and is a predicted model, not a curated record. Lineage: Eukaryota; Oomycota; Peronosporomycetes; Peronosporales; Peronosporaceae. Bases 1 to 357 code for a protein of 118 amino acids.
AUGACACCAUCGGAAGACGCUACAUUUGCUCAAGGCAUGUUCGUGACGCUUUGGCCUAAGCUGGAACGUUGUCAUGACUAUGUGGAGAUGUUAGUUGCUGCUCAAGAGAAGCUGCAGAUUACUGUGGAUGAACUUAUUGCUGGUCUCAACGAGGCAAAGAAUGCGGAAGGUAGUGCGAUCGUAAGCUAUGCGGAUCGAAUUCGUAACUUCCCUGCUAGGGUUGAGAAACUACAGCAAAAGCUUGCUCGAAUUCACGACCGUCUAGUGGCCAUGAAAGAGUCGCCGAGUUUUCAUUUGUCGCCCACUCCAAAGUUCUCGAGUGAAGAAGCGGUACUCUUUGCCUCCCCUCUGUUUUAG